Messenger RNA from Spirodela intermedia, 12750 nucleotides. NCBI's taxonomy places the organism in Eukaryota, Viridiplantae, Streptophyta, Magnoliopsida, Alismatales, Araceae. The record is from the annotation of a GenBank genome assembly.
AUGGUGUCAAAAUUUGACGUGACUUAGUCAUUGUAUUGUAAAUCACGUAAAUUUAAAAUUUAUAAAACUAGAAAAUAUGAAUUUUCAGAUAUUUAGAAGUAUUUUUGAAUAAAUAUAUCAAGUAUAAUUUAAUAAAACUUCCUAAAAUAGUGUAAUUUUCUAGGUCGAUCAAAGGGAUGUAAUAUAAUAUCUGGUAAUUAUUCAAAAUUGACCUCAAAGAAUACUAUUUUCUAUAAAUUUUAUACUAGUAAAUGAAAAGGAAAUAUAUUUAAAAUUCACAAAAAAAAGAAAUAGGGGUGUAGACGUCAAGAUGAUAUCAGUGCUUGAGGAAUGCAAAUCGAGCGAAAAUAAAGUUCUACUCGGUGAUUCUUUACAUAAGCGAUUACAGACAAUUUAAUUGAUCAAGUUAAGAUCUAGAAAAGCCGGAAGAAUCGUAAUGAAAUGAAGUAUAUCUUUGUAAAUUUAAAAUCAAUAAAUUAUCACUAAAUGAAAAGAAAAUUAAGUUGAAAGUAGGAAAACAGAGUUCUGACAUCACAACGGUGAUGCGUUAGUGAUGCACUAGAAUCUUGAGCAUUCUAGAAGAUCUUUGUGCAGUGUCCAUGGCCUUGAAGGCUCUCCUUGGACAAAGACGACGUGGGCAAUCUCUAGAUCUCCUUGCAAAGUCUAGAGAUCAAUAAAAUGGCUUGUCGAAUUGUCUCUGGUGGCUGCCACCUGGCGGAGCAAAAAAACAGUAAUUUUGCGGCUCUCAGUGGCUAUCACCCGACAGAGAGGAGCUGGAUGGAGGUGGGGCGCAUGUCAAGAAGCUUCAUCCUUAGAUCCGCACAACAAGAGGAGACUCUUCAUCGCAUUUGGUAUGCUCUUAGGAGGUGGCGACUUGUCUCCCAACAGAUUGUCCUCUUCCCGAAAAUAGUUUGUUCGUCGAUCAAUCAAAGAUGAGUUACUCGAUAGAUUCAUGAUCUUAUUAUCGUGAAUCGUUCAGCAAUUUUAGUAACAAUACUCUGCGAAUUGCGUUGAUGAGAUUUUUGCCAAUGAUCUAGUGAUUUUGGUUGCUUAAUCCUUCAUCGGUUAUCUGUAGGAAAGUCACGAUAAACAAAUAAACAAAAUAUGAAUUUUGGCUUUGGGAGGAUUCAAACUUGCGCUGAUUGCCCCCUCGCCCUUUCUAGGGAGGUGUGACGGGGGUUAAAAAAGUUCCACAUCAAUUGUGUGCCAAAAUUUCUUGUGAAUAUAUAGUAAUACUAUAUUUUCGAUCAAGUCCUUUUCUCGCACGUGUAUGACCACUCCUUGCCUCACAAUCGGCUGGCCACCGGUGACGUGGAAGGGGGGUGGCGCACAUGUGCCCAAUUGGUCCAAGCUGCUCAAGCCCCUACUCACGGCUACUCCCCAACUGCACUUCUGACUUACUUGCGGGCCUGAGGGGUUCCCCCAUUUUGUCUUAUUUUUAUUUUAAUUUCUUUUUCUUUAUUUAUCUCAAAAGUAAGACUAUAAAAAUCAUAUAAAAUUAUAUAAAAUCACAUAAUUACCUAACAAUUCAUUUUAAUCAACUAAAAAUAACUUUUCACACUUAACACAAAUAUAAUUCUAUUUAUCAUGAGUUAAGACUAAAACCAUAUUAUUUACUAAUUAUUAACUCAUGAUAAUGAAGACUUAUCAAUUAUCAAGUCUAGUAUUACUAUAUAUCAACCUCAAAACUCAGCAUAUAACCAAUGUGGGACUAAACCUAGGGUCAUAGCCUUCAAAAAGUUUUAAUAAUUUUAAUACCUAAAAUAUCCCUUGUUUAGUAAACCACACAAAUUUUAAAUUUAUAAAACUAAAAAAUACUAAUUUUUAGAUAUUUAGAAGUAUUUUUGAAUAAUUAUAUUAAUUAUAUUUUAAUCAAAGUUCUAAAAAUAUUGAAAAUUUUCUAGGUCAAUCAUAGGAAUCUAAUAUAAUAUCAAGUAAUAUUUCAUAAAUGUUCUCAAAGAAUAUGAUUUUUUAUGAAUUUUAAACUAAAAAAGAAAAUAAAAUAUAUUUAAAAUUUGUGAAAAAAGGAAAUAAAGGUGUAGAUGUCAAAAUGAUGUCAGCACCUAAUGAAUGCAAACCGAGUAGAAAUAGAGUUCUACCUGGUGAUUUUUACAUAAGCGAUUAGAGACAAUUUAGUUAGCCAAAUUAAGAUUUGUAAAAGCUAGAAGAAUUUUGUAAGCCUUGUUGAUCAUAAUUUCACAUGUGGAAGCCCCACAAAAUCAGCUAAGGUGCUACUACAAUUUUAUUUUAUUUUUUCUAGUGUAAUCUUUACCAUGUUUUAUUCUUUUGUCUCAAGUUUAAUGAUGAUUAAUGAUUUGUAAAAGCAUCAAAUAAUUUGAAACUUUUUUGACCGAGUAUUGAUCAAGAAAGAGAAAGAUUCAAUUUACUACUCAUAGUUAAUAAUAAGAAUUCAUAACAUAAAUCCGGCAGAAGACCAAAGUAGAUUUUCUCAAUUUAAGAGUGUGGGUUAUAUGCACCAUGAAAGAUGAUGAACUUCAUGAUUUAGUUAUAAGCACUAUAGCACCUGAUGUAAUCUCAUGUAUUCAUCCUCAUGCAUUUAUUCUUCCCCCCCAAAUGACCAUUCGCAUUGUCCUCAAUAUAUCUAUAUAAGAGAAAAAGGAGAAACCAUUAAAUGUGCAAACUGAUUUUCACUCUUCAUCCUUCUGAUUUUCUUUUGUAUUAAUCUGUAUCAUGAUAUGCAAUUCCUCUAGAAUGCUGGAUCUGUUCGCUUAAUAAAAACUCAAGAAAAAUAUCAAAGGAUAGAGAAAAAUAAUAAAAAUGGAAUGUAGUGGAAAAGAAAGCUAUGCCAUCUUAGAGUACAUGAUGGAGGGAAAGUUCUAAGAAGAUUGAGGUUCAAUGGAUGGAUCAUAUAAUUGAGUGGAAAUGGGUAAAGAAGGAGGGUUCAUUUUCUAAAUAAGGUUUUAAUCUUUGCCCAUUCACAUUAAAAUUUUUACUAGUUUUCAGAUCUGCAAUUAAUACUACACCAUAGUCAAAAACUUUAAUCACAAGGUAUGGUCCAUCCCAUCUAGAUUUUAAUUUCUCAAGGAAUAGUUUCAAUCGAGAAUUGUAAAGCCAAACUUUUUGAUGCUCAUGAAAACUCUUUCUGCUCUCCUUCUUGUUAUAAAAAGCCUUCAUUUUUACUUUGUAAAUUAGAGACUUCUCGUACAUCUCAUUGGGUACUUCUUGAAGCUCUUGCAAUUGCAACAUACAGUGCUUACCUAUGGCGUCUAAAGAAAGAUUAAGAUUCUUUAUAAGUUAAUAAGCCUUAUGUUUGAUCUCCAUAGGAAGGUGAAAAACCUUUUGAUGUGACUUAGUCGUUGUAUUGUAAAUCACGUAAUUUAAAAAUUAUAAAACUAGAGAAUACUAAUUUUUAGAUAUUUAGAAGUAUUUCUGAACAAAUAUAUUAAUUAUAAUUCAAUUAAGUUUACAAAAAUAGUGGUAAUAUUUUAAGUCGAUCACAGAGAUGUAAUAUAAUAUUGGGUAACUUUUUAGUAUUUUUCUCAAAGAAUAUAAUUUUUUUAUGAAUUUUAUACUGAGAAAUGAAAAUAAAAUAUACUUCAAUUUGUGAAAAAAGGAAAUAAGGGUGCGGAUGUUAGGAUGACGUCAAUGCCUCACAAAUGCGAAUGAAAUAGGAACAAAGUUCUGCCUAGUGAUUCUUGUGUAAGCGAUUACAAAUGAUCUAAUUAAUCAAAUUAAGAUCUGUAAAAGGUAGAAAAAUCGUAAUUGAAUCAAAUAUAGCUUGGUAAAUUUAAAUCACACAAAGUAUCACUAAAUGAAGUAAAAAUUAAGUUGAAAGUAGAAAAAUAAAAUUCUAACAUCACGGCAAUAAUGUGUCGAUGAUGCAUGAGAAUUUUGAGUAUUCGGGAAGAUUGUCGUGUAGUGUCCAUGGCCUUAAAGGCUCUCCUUGGACAAGGACGACGUGGACAAUCUCUAGAUAUCUAUGCGAAGUUUAGAGAUCAAUGAAAUGGAUCAUCAAAUUAUCUCCGGCAACUGUCACUUAGCAGAGCGAAAAAAUGACUUUGUGACUCUCUAGCGGCUGUCACCUGAUGGAGAGGAGCUAGAGGGAGGUGGGACGCAUGUUAAGGAGCUUCAUCCUCAGGUCUAUGCAGCAAGAGGAGACUCUUCAUCGCAUCUAGUAUGCUCUCAGGAGGUGGUGACUCAUCUCACGACAGAUUGUCCUCUUCUCGACGACGGCUUGUUCAUCGAUCAAUCAAAGAUGAUUUACUCAAUAGAUUCAUGAUCCUUUUAUCGCGAAUCAUUUUCAGUAAUUUUAGUAACAAUGCUUUGUGAAUUGCGUUGACAAGAUUUUUGUCAAUGAUCUAACAAUUUUAAUAGCUUAAUCCUUCACUAGUGAUCUAUAGGAAAGUCGAGAUAAUGUUUCAUUGGGCUCUAGGAGGAUUCAAACCUGUGCUGAUUGUCCACCUAUAUAAGAGAGAUUGAAAUAAGUACUCUAAUGCCCUUAUCAAGUGACGUCCUCAUAGUAUAUCUUUAUUAUAAUUAAGGAGUAAUUUAGGUAUUAAAAUCGUCAAAGCCUUUCAAGGGAAGGUGUGAUGUGGGUUUAGUCCCACAUCACUUGUGCGCCAAUGUUUUAAGCAAAUAUAUAGUAAUAUCACAUUUACAAGUAAUGAGUACUUUUCUCUCACAUGUACAACCACUCCUUACCUAAGACUUGGCUGGCCACCAGCGACAUGGAAGGGGAGUGGUGCACACAUGCCUCCAUUGGUCCUAGUCACCCAAGCCCUUGCUCGUGGCUCCCCCCGACUACACUUCUAAUCUACUUACAGGCCUGGUUGGUUGACGGGUCCCCUCUUUUUGCUAUAUUUUUAUUUUAAUUUCUUUUUCUUGAUUUAUCUCAAAAAAUAGGAUUAUAAAAAUCAUAUAAAUGCAUAAAAAAUUAUCUAAUUAGCUAAAAAAAUUACAUUAAUUAAUUGAAAACUAUUUUUCAUAAUUUAACAAAAAUAUAAGUCUAUUUAUCAUGAGUUAUUUACUAAUUAGUAAGUCAUGAUAAUGAAAACUUAUCAGUGGUUUCCUAUUAUGACAAAAAAAGACAUUAUAUUAAAAAAUAAUAAAGGUAAAAAUAUUGUACUUGAAAAUAUUAUCAAUUUACUUGAAAAUAUUGUACGUGUACUCUUAAAAAGGCAAAAAUCUCAUUUUAUAUGUGUAAAACUAUAUACAAAUUUAUAUAUAGUAUAGAUUUGGCUCAAAAACAUUUAAUAGGGGUUGCAUAUAGAAUUAUGUAACUCUUAAUUACAAUUUUACAUUAGACUACAGUCAAAAUAGAUAAUAGAUAAUAAUUUUUUUCAAUAAAUAGUUUCCAUGAUUAAUUCAUCAUCCUCAUAAAUGUGAUGGUCGGCACACUUGUUAAUACAAUAACUUCCUACUUAUGCUUAAAGUCUUAGUUUAGACAAGAAAUUCAUUUUCCACUCAUCAAUGGAAUGAAUCAAGAUUUGACGAUGAGUACAUUUUUCUUCAAGUUUAGGAAAACAUCUAGAGGGUGCAAUGUAUAAAAAGUAUAUACGAUGACAUUCAUUCAUGUGAAUCAUAUAAGAUUUAACUUUGUCAAGAUAUGCUUUUCAAAUUGAAAACAUUACAAAGCAUAACUAUGCGACUUUUAUUUCAAACUCCUCUUUAUAUACCCAAUCUUCUAUGAAUCUAGAUGCUUCUUAAUUUUUAGAUCAUCACUAAAGAAAUCAUACUUUUACUAUGAUGGGAACCAAUUACGACAUUACAUUACUUUCAGUUUUGGACUACAUGUGGUUCUAAACACAUUAUGGGGUGGAUGUGUGUCCUUUGGUGGACACAUAAGCUUCCAAUACAUAAUUCUUAUUUCUUCAUAACUUUACAUAUUCUAAUAAAUAAUAUUUAAUCAUAGUGAUUAGUAAUUAUAAAUAUAACCUAAACUAUCAAAUUCGUGCCAUUUAAUCCAAUACUUGUAGUGUUCAUUUAUUUACUGAUAAAAUUUUCAUUUUGGUAAACUAUAGUAAUUAUUCAUUGCAACUAAUCAUUAUGAUUGUAUGAAAUAAUAUUAGAUUUCUUCCCUUUAAUACUAUAUUUUUAUGUGCCAGCUUUCUUAUAAAAAAGUAAUAUUCAUUAUUUAUGCAUAAAAUUUACAUUUAUCGGUCUAAUAAUUAUUUCUGAUAAUUUGUAAGUGUGAAUGUACUUAAACAUAUUAUAUUCCUGUACUCAAUAGGUUACGUCCAAAGUGGUGCCAUUUCUAAGGUGAAUAGAUAGUAGGUACAAAACAUUUCUAAAGUUUAAAUGUUGGCAAUAAAUGAUACAUAUUCCUAGCAAGAGUAACUAUGAUAUAAAUAUCUACUUAUACUCACGCCCUCUAAAUGAUUGUCUUGUAUUAUUAUCAUUGAUUGAUAUAGUUUCUCUUUUUGCAUAAAUAUUAAUUACACACCUUUAUCAAUAGCUAUGAUUACAUUAAAAAAGUAUUAUAUUCAUGCCCUUAAUAUGAGGCUUUUAAACUAUCGUUUUCUUUAUGAAUAAAUAAUAACAAUAAUAAUAAAUAAUUUAGUCAUGAGAUUUAUGUUUUCUCAAUUGGCACUUUACAGAUUUUAUUUAUAUUCUUACAUGUACAUGGUCAUGGUCUGUCAUCAAUCAAACAUUUUAUCCGUUUCUUUCUAUGACACACAUCUUCUUCAUGAUUUACCUGCAAUCUUCCACGUUUUUGGUGAACCUGUUGGAAACAUGGUCAGCCUAUUUAACAACAGAUGAUAGAGCCAUGAAAAAGAGAUAAAACCAUCUGACAUAAAAUAAAAAUAUGUGAGGUAAUUUCAGUGAUGUCAUGUUUGCAACCACCUUCAAAAUUGCAUCAAUCCGAAUGGUCUUUAACAGGGUGCAGGGGGGGCAUAUCAAGCUUCCAAAAAGAGAAAUGAGCUUUGAGUAGGUGGGCUGCUCAACAAAUUGUAUCUUCUUCACUGCUUCAAGGAAUUGUGCACAAGGAGGGGGACAGCCACCACACAGCGUCUCGGGGGAGGUUACAGUCUUGUUCAUGAAGACUAGAAACCUCUUGUCAUUCCCCUACAUAGUUGGCAUAAGAAUCAGCAAGUGAUCAAUCAAAGAGAUGGGAGAACAUGUACAAGUAGAGGUGAAAGCAAACCUGAUAGCCUUCCCACGGCAGCCUUCCUUUAAUCAAAAAAAUCAGAGUGUAGGCCAAUGACUCAAGAUCAUCUCUUCUACUCGCUGUGAGGCCUAAAUGUGCAUGGACGCUUGCAUAUCGUGUUGUGCCCCUAGGGAACAUGAGAUAGAUAGUAAGGUAGGGGUAAGAUUUUAUGAAUCCUCCUCUUAGCUAAGAAUUUAGGGAAAAAAUAGAAUAUCGUUUCCCAAAAAACCUGAAAUUAUCUGGCUGUUGGCAUAAGCUGACAUGCUGGCCUGACAAACUGUCCCUCCACAUUGAAGCUGAUUAAAAUAUUAAUGACACCAAUUAGCAUUUGUACAGGCUCUGAACAAAGCACAAAAAUAUCACUGAUGUUGAUACAGACAGGGACUUCUCAGUCAAGACGAAUUUGUUUAUAUACUUGGAAAAACAAACCCUACUCUAAAAUCAAUAGGUGCGAAAGGUGAAAACAAGAAGUGAUUGGAAUGCAGCAACAUACCCAGCCCAAAGUCGAUGAGAAAAAGCUUCUUCUCCCCUGAGCUUCCGGGUUUACCCAACAAUAAAUUCUCUGGCUUGACGUCUCCAUGCACAAACCUGGCAUGUUUUUUUUUUUGUGUGGGUGGAGGGAGGGAGGGGAGUGCACAAGGGAGCAAUGAAUUGAUUACUGUGACCUUUGCAAAAAUUUAAUUGAAAAAAUAUCACACUGCCACAAAGCCAUACGUACCCUUUUUGGUGUAGCUUCUCAAGGAUGGAUAUUGCCUCCACAGCAAUACAAGCCACCAUAUUUGGUGGCAUUCUGUCCAAGGAGUUAGUCAAACUCAAUAGCACAAUUUUCAACAGAAUAUUGACUUUGAAUAUGAAGUCAAGAUUAUUUUCUUACACUUGCCCAAUGGAUAUGAACACAUCCAGAAGACUUGGUCCAAGGAUGUCCAUGAUCUGCAGCAAUCAUCAUCAACAAUAUCAUAAUUAGCUUUCAAUAAAAAAUAUAAUUCGAGGAAACAAUAAAAUGAAAGACUCUACGCCAACCAUGACGAAAUAAUCUCCUUGGCGGCCCUUGUAGUGCACCCUAGGCAAUCCAUAGCAUCCCUUGAGAUGGCUAAAACCAUAUUCACAAAGUCAGAUGAAGAACGUAGUUUUAGAUCGACACAAUACGUAAUAAAUUAGAGCAGUAGGGGGUGUCUUCUUACUCAUAAACUUGCCAUUCAUAUGGGGGGCCAAAUCUGCAACCCGUGCUAUUUCUAUGCUCAAACUUCAGUGCUACCUACACCCACCGCAGGAAAAUGAAAGAGACAACAUAAAACAGCAGUAUUUAAAGAUUCCCUUGGCAGGAGUGAUGGGAGGUUGAAACUAAACCUUAAAGGCAUUGGGCCCAUUGCCCUGAGAUCCACCAGCCACCCUUCGUCCAAUGUAGACCAGCCCAAAACCUCCUGCACCCAACAUUCUCUCUACCUUGUAUAAUGGAGAAUUUCCGACCUGCACCUGUCGAUUUUGGAUAGGACAUUCCUAUUGUCAAGAUGUGAUGUGCUUUGGGAUGGAGAGAGAAAGCUCUCUACAGUCGCCGUCAAGGAAAGGAAUGAGGGACGUCGAAGCAUGUACCCGAUCCGGGAUGGGAGACAUCCUCGCUUCCUCCUGUAGCCCGACAACCUCGUCCACACUUCCUCCCUCGAUUCCAGCUGCUUUCUCAACAGGACAGCCCGCCACCAAGUUCUGAUGGUUUUUCUGGGUGGGGAAUAACGCUCGGGAGAGCUGCAGGUACGGAGGGUGUUGUUUCCUGCCGGAAAUCACCGGGUUCUUCUCCAGAAACUGGUCGAUCGCUCAGCGAUCCGAAAAUCGAAUGUGCCCCUUGAUUCAACACGCUCACCCGUCACCGUCAAUCGAUAAACCUUGCUGAAAUAAUCUUUUCUCCUCCAGACGGUAACACUCAUCCGUCCCCAAAGAGCAAUCGGAUGGAAGUCUAAAGAAGAAGAUAGAUCCCCCUACCCAGACCAAACAUCAAAUCGAAUCAGCAACGAAGCGGCAAAACAAAUCGGAAGAAGGUAAAUAAAUAAGAGGAAGGAGGAAAGCCAGAGCGUUCUUCAGCAAUCUCGCACCACCCGCACCACCGCAGGCAACCGAAAGUCCAAAUCAAAGAAAAUAAAGAUCCCAUCCAAAGAGUCCACAAGAAGAUGCCCCCGACACAGAAAAUCACGAACCCAUCGAAAGACGGCACUAGAACAUAACCCCCGAAUCAACGAAAGGCGAGAAUUCGUCGAAAGACGGCACUAGAACAUACCCGGAGCGGCCUUUCAGGGAAGCAGAAGCCUGGGAACGUACGACCUCUCCGUGAGGCGGCGCCGACCGUGACCUCGGCGUCUUCGGCGGUGGACUCCUCCGCCGGAUGCGGCCUCCCACUCUUCCUCCGGAUUCGCGCACGAGAAAGGGUUCCAGAAGAACUCGACGGAGAGGAGAGGAGAAGGCGGCAGGCUGUCCGAACUCCGCCGUGCUUCGUAGAGCGAGGACGCAUCCACAGAAAGAAAGCGAGAGCAAGAUAGAGUGAGAGAGAGCAGACAGACAAAGGGAGCGAGAAAAGGCGCGAAAGAAAGAGAGAUCAAUGACAGCCUUACUCUAUCACCCGCUCUUCUUUCACGUUCUGCCAUUAGGUACGGAUUUCCAAUUACAUUUCUCUCUGGGGUCUGACGUAAAUUGUGCCAAUUUCUGUUCACGAUGUCCAUUGAAAUGUCGUCGAACCCGUGUGGGCCACGUGUCCCACAUCUGCUUAAGUGUCAUGCUAACUCGUCGGUUCUGCUUCCACUGUCGACCUGUUGAUGGUUUAGCUUUUAGCCUCUGAAUAUUCCGGCCCAUUGGGUCACUUGGCUCGGCCCAGCCCAACUCAUUCUGAUUUUCUUUUAUCUUAGACCUUUAUAUCAAAACCUCUUAGAAAUUAUGAGAAAUUCGAGAAAAUUUCAAAAAAUCCAGGAUAAAAUUUAGAAAAUCCUAAAACUCACAUAAAAAUAUUUCAUGCAUAAUUAUUUAAAAUUAAUUAUCUUAAAAUAAUUUUAAAAAUAUUAAAAUACAUGUUUAUGUAUGAAUGAUCUGAAUGCAUACGAAUUAAAUGUAACAUGUAUUAUUUCCGUUAAUUUUAUGCACUAAAUAUUGAUAAAUAUAAGGUAAAUACAGAUAAUGAAAACUUAUCAACCACAACAUAAUAACUAGACUAAGAUGAUCUAGUUCAAUCGUUUUCAUCCACAAUAUACUAUCAUUAGCCAUUUAUUGUCGCACCACAUACCCAUGAAUACAACCUAAAACUCCUUCAUACUUCAAAGAAUAAUGAUCAUGGUAAAGAAUUCACCUAUCUUUUUUUCAUGAGAUCCACACCCCUAAUCUAGAGAAGGUAAACUUUUCUAAUUGACUUACCCUUUUAAAGGAGCAUUAGGCUUUGUUUGUUUAAGCAUAUGGGUUUGUGCAAAUAAUCAAUGCAGUAAAAGUUUUAAAAUAUUCAUAACAUUUUUGAGUUUUUUUUUCUCCCCCCUACUUGAAUGAUACAUUAUCUUUAAUGCAUGCAAAUGAAGGAAGAGAUAACCUCCCCCGCUUAAGUCUUGCAUUGUCCUUAAUGCAUGUGAGAGGAGGGAAAAGCGAAAAAAAUUCUGAUUUUUAUGCCCCAUCUACUACACUAUUGCCCUUGAAUAGUUCUAACUAAAGCACUCGACCAAUAAAAUAUGUCCGAAACAAAAGCUAGUAAGGAAAUGCAUAAAAAGAAAUGAUAGUUCUCCUCACAAUAAAAUAUGUGCAUACACACAAAUAGAUCAAGUCCUCAAAUAUUUGUUAGAGACCAGCCAAUCACCUCUCUUUAUGUCCUAAGUACAUCAAGUAAUCUAUUCUCUUGAUCCUUAGACAAAUACGAUGAUAUAAUCAUUGGAUAAGUUUGAUGUUAAUCAAAAAAUACAUACUUUAGUGAAGAUGGUUGAUAAGUCUUCAUUAUCAUGAGUUAAUAAUUAAUUAAUAAUAUAGUUUUAAUCUAAACUCAUGAUAAAUAGACUUAUAUUCAUGUCAAAUUAUGAAAAAUAGUUUUUAGUUAGUUAAUUUUGCUAAUUAUGUGAUUUUAUGUGAAUUUAUAUAAUUUUUAUAAUCUUAUUUUUGAGUUAAAUAAAGAGAAAUAAAAAAAAAAGAUAGAAGAAAGAGAAAACAUGCCACCUAGUCGAGCCCAUAAACAAGUUGGAAGCAUUGACAGGCAGAAUCAUGAGUAAGGGCUUGAGCAGCUAAAGAUAAACUGAUAAGAGGACACAUGUGCGUCACUCCCCUUCCACAUCAUCAAUGGCCAAUUAGGCAUGCGACAAAGAGUGGCCAUACACAUGUUAGAAAGGGAUACAUUGAUUAUUGAUGUGACUUAGUCGUUGUAUUGUAAAUCAUGCAAAUUUAAAAUUUAUAAAACUAGAAAAUAUGAAUUUUUAGAUAUUUAGAAAUAUUUCUGAAUAAAUAUAUCAAUUAUAAUUCAAUAAAACUUUCAAAAAUAAUGGUAAUUUUCUAGGUCAAUCAGAGGGAUGUAAUAUAGUAUCUGGUAAUUAUUCAAAAUUGUUCUCAAAGAAUACUAUUUUCUAUGAAUUUUAUACUAGUAACUGAAAAUGAAAUAUAUUUAAAAUUUACAAAAAAAAGAAAUACGGGUGCAGACAUUAGGAUGAUGCCAGCACUUGGCAAAUGCAAAUCGAGUGAAAAUAGAGUUCCACCUAGUGAUUCUUACAAAAGUCGGAAGAAUCAUAAUGAAAUGAAGUAUAUCUUUGUAAAUUUAAAAUCAACAAAUUAUCACUAAAUGAAACAAAAAUUAAGUCGAAAGUAGGAAAACAAAAUUCCGACGUCAAGGCGGUGAUGCGUCGACGAUGCACUAGAAUCUUGAGCAUUCGGGAGGAUCGUCGUGUAGUGUUUAUGGCCUUGAAGGCUCUCCUUGGACAAAGACAACGUGAGCAAUCUCUAGAUCUCCUUGCAAAGUCUAAAGAUCAAUGAAUGAGUUGUUGAAUCCUCUCUGGCGGCUGUCACCCCCAGUGGAGCGGAAAAAUGACAACUUUGCGGCUCUCUAAUGGCUGUCACCUGACAGAGAGGAGCUAGAUGCAGGUGGGGUACAUGUCAAGAAGCUUCAUCCUCAGAUCUGUGCAGCAAGAGAAGGCUCUUCAUUGCAUCUGGUAUGCUCUCAAGAGGUGGUGACUCAUCUCCUGAUAGAUCGUCCUCUUCUCAAUGACGACUUGUUCGUCGAUCAAUUAGAGAUGAGUUACUCGAUGGAUUCACGAUGCUUUUAUUGUGAAUCAUUCAGCAAUUUUAGUAACAAUGCUCCACGAAUCGUGUUGACAAGAUUUUCGUCGAUGAUUCAGUGAUUUUGGUUGCUUAAUUCCUUACCAACAAUCUGUAAGAAAGUCACGAUAAUCAAAUAAAUAAAAUAUGAAUUUUGGCUUUGGGAGGAUUUGAACCUGCACCGGUUGCCUCCUCGCCCUUUCUGGGGAGGUGUGACAUGGGUUAAAAAGUCCCACAUCGGUUGUGUGCUGAAAUUUCUAGUGAAUAUAUAGUAAUACUACAUUUCUGAUCAAGUCCCUUUCUUGCAUGUGUAUGACCACUCCUUGUCCCACAGUCGACUAGCCACCAGUGACAUAGAAGGGGGGUGGCGCACAUGUGCCCAAUCGGUCUAA